GGACCGACCCUACCGUGAAGCAGGUCGUGGGCGGGAAGUUCACGAGCUCAACGAAUCGUUGCUUGAAAGGGGAGGGAUAGGGCUGUGGACCAAUGGGGAGAGGCGAGACCAGCCCCACCUCCGGAAACAGCGGGCCAAUCGGCGCGGAGCGGCGGGUGGGCCUGGGAGGCUGAGGGGGAGGGGCGGGCGGAGCGGGAUGGCAGGCGCGGCCCGGGAAGUGCUCACGUUGCAGCUCGGGCACUUCUCCGGCUUUGUGGGCGCACACUGGUGGAACCAGCAGGAUGCCGCGUUGGGCCGUUUGGCCGGAGCCAAGGAGCUCCCUGGAGUCAAGGAGCUGCCCGGAGAGCUGUGCCCCGAUGUCUUGUACCGGGCAGGCCAGACCCUGCAUGGCCAGGAGACGUACACGCCCCGCCUCAUCCUCAUGGACCUGAAGGGCAGCCUGAGCUCCCUGAAACAAGAAGGUGGAUUAUACCAAGACAAACACCUGGAUGCUGCUAUUGCUUGGCAAGGCAAACUCACAACCCACAAAGAGGAACUACAAGCCAAGAACCCCUUUCUACAAAACCUUCUGAGUGCAGAGGGAGUGAUGAGUAGUGAUGGCGUCUGGAGGGUCCAAGCAUUUCCCAAUGGUAAAGGUAUUCCAACACUUACCAAAGCCUUUUCCCCCACCCCUAAAUCACUAAUCCCUCCUGAGGGCAGCAUCAAGGUGUGGUCGGACUUCCUUCAUGUGCAGCUACACCCCAGAAGUAUCUGUAUCAUCCAGAAGUACAACCAUGAUGGGGAGGCAGGCCGUCUAGAGGGCUUUGGCCAAGGUGAAAGCCUCUUACAGGAGCCCACCUACUUGGAAGAGCUUGAGGACAGACUACACUUCUACGUGGAAGAGUGUGACUAUUUGCAGGGUUUCCAAAUCCUGUGUGACCUUCAUGAUGGCUUCUCUGGCCUAGGAGCUAAAGCAACAGAAUUGCUUCAGGAUGAGUAUGCUGGACGGGGAAUCCUGACUUGGGGCCUACUCCCUGGCCCCUAUACCCUAGGGGAGCCCCAGAAAAACUUCUAUCGUCUCUUCAACACAGCCCUAGGCCUUGUGAACAUCGCUGCUCACAGCUCACUUGUCUGUCCUCUGUCCCUUGGGGGUGGCCUAGGGCUUCGGCCUGAGCCUCCAGUCACCUUUCCACAUUUGCGUUAUGACGUCACAUUGCCCUACCACAGCAGUGCCCUCCUGGCUACAGCCCUAGAUACGAUCACCGUCCCCUAUCGACUGUGCUCCUCCCCAAUCUCCAUGAUGCAUCUGGCUGACAUGCUGACCUUUUCUGGGAGAAAGGUGGUUACAGCUGGAGCCUCAAUCCCCUUCCCAGUGGCUCCUGGCCAUUCUCUUCCAGAUACCCUGGCCCAAUUUGGAGGGACCAUACCAUGGACUCCACUUUCUGCAUGUGGGGAACCAAGUGGCACUCACUACUUUGCCCAAUCUGUGGUGCUUCGGGGUGUGGACAAAACACGACAGACCAGUCAGCUCUCCCCAGGUACAUCACCAAGUUCUCCACUCCAUGCCUGCACCAGUGGAGAGGAGGUGUUGGCUCAGUAUUUACAGCAGUUGCAACCUGGGGUCCUGAGCUCCUCCCAGUUGCUGCUGAGUCCGUGCAGGGUAGUACCUCCAUACCCACGAUUCUUCUCCUCACGACUCAACCAGCAGGGUUUGAUUCUGGAUGGCACCCACAAUGGGACAGCAGUGGAGACUAUCCCGGUGCUCGCUACACUGUGCUCCUCCUCGCUGCUGCAUCGGGCCUUGGGCCGGCUGGCUGGAGAACUGGCCAACCUUGACCUGAGACGCUGGGCCAGUUUUCUGGCAGCAGGUGUGGAACAAGAUGACAUGGAAGAAACCAUACAGGAGCUGCACAACUUGGCCCAGUGUUACAAAGACGGAGACAGCCUCAUAAACUGAGCCCCUUUCAUGGACUGUGCAGCCCAGAGAAGGAAAAAUAAAAUAGUUUUCAAAAAACCUGACUGCUGGGUACAGCAGUUUCUAUCUUGCAGCUGGCCAGCUAUGCCAACAGGGCUUGUUUAUUAUGCUUUAGAAAGAUGGUGAUUGGAUCACAAAACAAUAAAUAAAAUGGAAAGUAGAAGGGAGAAAGACUCUCAAGUACAAUAUUUACAAAUCAGGUCAGUGCAGCCUUCAUAACAGGCCUGCCUUUCAACUAUUAAGAAGGCUGAGCCCCAAGGCCCUUCCCCUCCCCAGUCUGAUUUCUCUCCUUUUUUUGGACUCCCUGCUUCCUCCAGCCUUGUAAACUGAGCCCAAAGUGACCAUAAUGGGGAGUCAGGAAGGGAGUGUGUCUUCCUAGGGUAACCCUAUUUCUCCUGGUAAGGUGCCAUGAUGGGUUUGGUCCUAUACAAACACCACCUGUGUCUCUCCAGAAUUUCAUUCAUCUGGCUCCUCUUCAGACAGGAGGUCCCCCCGAUCAGAGAGUUGGUCUGUGUUACUGGUGCUGGUAGCAUCAUCCUCAUCCUCAGAGCUGGCCUCACAGGCUGUGUGGAAGAGCUGCAUCAGUUCCCUGAACCUGUGUGAGACCUGUGGGAGAACAAAGGGCGUGUCUACAUGCUGUUUUUGACUUUAUGGCUAUGACUAUGCUUUGUGACUGAAAUCCUCACUCCUGACAAACAUUACAGUUCAUAAAGCACUUUCUCACAAUCUCUGG
Molecule: messenger RNA, 2687 nt
Organism: Trichosurus vulpecula (common brushtail)
Lineage: Eukaryota; Metazoa; Chordata; Mammalia; Diprotodontia; Phalangeridae
Gene: MSTO1
Product: misato mitochondrial distribution and morphology regulator 1
Exons: 14
Coding region: 197-1936 (579 amino acids)
Biological process (GO): mitochondrion distribution
Cellular component (GO): cytoplasm
Source: RefSeq, a predicted model, not a curated record